This is a messenger RNA of Pogonomyrmex barbatus (red harvester ant), 1353 nucleotides long. RefSeq lists its product as uncharacterized. Lineage: Eukaryota; Metazoa; Arthropoda; Insecta; Hymenoptera; Formicidae. The record is from RefSeq and is a predicted model, not a curated record.
ACGCGGUACCGCUAGAUGUCGAUCAUCGAUGUGUGCGUGCGUGUGCAUGCGAUGCGUGAGCUCGACCGGACGUGUUUUGUUUCAUCUCCGCGUUCGCUUUCGAUAGUUUCGAUUCGCGAGGAUUUGACCGCACAGUGUCGUCGACAUCGGCCACAGAUGCAUCCUGCCGCCUCCAUUAUCGGUUACGACAGCGACGAGGACAGUGGGCGGUCCAUCGUUUACAACGAUGACAACUUACGCUACGAUAGCGAUGUCAGCGUCAGUCGUAGCAGCAACAGCAACGGCAGCUCCGGGACCGACAACAUGAGCGACAGCGCGUCCCCACAGUCGACAUGUCGCGUGUACGAAUUUGGCGAGUUCGAGGAGAAUUAUGGGUGGGUCCAGUGUCGAUCCAAGACCUAUCCCGAUCGCGUGUAUUAUCACAAUACACGUAGCGCCUGCGACACGUGGUGUAGACCUGUCUCGCGCUAUAUUGACAUUCCAGUCGUCUCGAUCAAAACGGCGUGUUAUGCGGAUGAUGCUUCGGAAUCGGCAAAUGACUUGGAACUGAUGUCAGUGUCGGACAAUGAGAACGAAGAACCGAGUGCAUCGAAGAGACAAGUGAUCACAUGCAAUCGAGACAAAUCAUUGGUCGAUGCCUCAGAUAUCAUCGCACAAUGUUACUACACACCUCAAGUGGACCUAAUCUCUGACACGGAUAGCUUGCACAGCUCGACCGGUGCAUACACAAGCAAAUAUUACAAGGGGAUAAAACAAGAGGAUAUAAACGAGAACGACGAAAACAACAACGGCGAUACGAAACCAGACCUUUCUUCGUUUGACGUUACAAAUUUCCUCGAGAUCGAAUUCUUCGUGGGAAAAGAUACGGUGGACAUCAGUCAGACAUCCAAUUUCCCAUUGGAAGAUAAUUUCAAAAUAUCUUCCUUGCGUCCGGGACAUGUGGUAUACGGCGUGCCCCGUUUGAAGAGGAUCGAUGAGGAGGCAUUGAUCAAACGGAGAAGAGUUUAUGUCCCCAAGGAAGAUCCUAAGGGACCUAGGAAAAUCAUCUGCGAAAUGUACGGCGUGCGGACCAUCAACUACGAUCUCCCUGAACCAGAUAAGGUGUUGGCAGCGAUAGGAGUGAAAACGUCGACGUUGAGUGGAAGCGACAGCGACAGCGACAGCGACGCAAAAGUACCACCCUCGUCGUCGCGACGCGCGAAAACGACGCAAUCGUUUGAAUCUGACAUAGAGAAGAACUUGCCUCAACCGUUACUGAGCGACUCAAGUUCCAGUCCGUCGUCACGGUCCGAUACGAAUAGCUCUAGCACAAGUAGUUGCUCUUCCUGCUCAUCGUGCUCAUCGUGCAAUUAA